Molecule: messenger RNA, 696 nt
Organism: Mesocestoides corti
Lineage: Eukaryota; Metazoa; Platyhelminthes; Cestoda; Cyclophyllidea; Mesocestoididae
Source: the annotation of a GenBank genome assembly
AUGGAUGUCCAGCUCUGGCAGUUCCUUUUGGACCUCCUCACCGACUGGCGUCACCGGGAGGCCAUCCAUUGGGUGUCGGAGGACGGCGAAUUCAAGCUGUCUAACCCCGAACAGGUUGCCUCUAUGUGGGGCCAGCGCAAAAACAAGCCCGCAAUGAACUACGAGAAGUUGUCUCGUGCUUUGCGCUACUAUUACGAUGGCGACAUGAUCUCUAAGGUGCAUGGGAAGCGCUUCGUUUACAAGUUUAUUUGUGACCUCAAAACCCUCCUCGGAUUCUCCGCUGGUGAACUCCACGCUCUCGUGAGAAGGUGUGUGGAGAAACAUGCCGCGGAUGGCGGAGGCGGGCGAAACGGAACGCGAAAGCGACCCUUUGAUGUGGAUGUGGAAGGAGGAAGCUGGUUCGGUCAAGGCCUUUCCUCGCCCCCUCCAUCGAGGUUCCGGUUAAUAUCUUCAAUACCGGCGAUUCUCGACAACGCAGAAUCUAAUUCUACGUCUCCCGAAGUCGAUCUGAGUCCCCACUUUUCAAAGGAGGAGGAAGAUGACGACGGCGAUGACGAUGACGACGUGUCAUUCGAAUAUUCUUCCGGGGCUGUUGACGGCGAAGAAAUUGAGAAGGCCGCAGCUGCCCUCCUCCUUGAAGUCGCAGACUGCGAUAUUGUGGCGAAUAGGGAUGGGAACUUAACUUCUCCUUUAUAG